This is a messenger RNA of Diaporthe batatas, 2494 nucleotides long. RefSeq lists its product as uncharacterized. Gene Ontology annotation, biological process: pantothenate import across plasma membrane. The record is from RefSeq and is a predicted model, not a curated record. Gene Ontology annotation, molecular function: pantothenate transmembrane transporter activity. The transcript has 3 exons. NCBI's taxonomy places the organism in Eukaryota, Fungi, Ascomycota, Sordariomycetes, Diaporthales, Diaporthaceae. Gene Ontology annotation, cellular component: plasma membrane. The coding region runs from base 531 to 2192 and encodes 553 amino acids.
CGCCGGAGCACAUGCAUUGUUCGAGUUAUUAGGACGUAGGACGGCCGGCUGACGUUGCCUACCUAGGUAUCCACUUGUGGACUCGGACUUUUAACAGGCUCGAGGACUCGUUAAGCCACAUAUGGAUGGCAAAAAAAUUAUUUGCUCUCAACAUCUUAUGCAGAGAAGAGGAUUGAAUCUUCAGGAAAAGCCACAGCCGAGCGGCUAGAGUGGUGGAUCAAACCAGACGAUGGUACAUGUUCCGUAUCCAGGCGUGGGACAGAUGACUAAGUCAGGACGUAUCUGGAAUAGAAGAAGUCGGGAACCCCCACAGCACCCAAGACAUGCCAAGCACGACGCGUUUUUAUUCAGGCAGGGCGAUGUACCCUGAUGGUCAAGCGACGAUGGGGUAGAUAUCCACAUCAUGACCAGGCGGCCACUCAGGGAGCCCAUGAUUGCGCGAGAUUUUGUUAUUGGGGAGCUGGGCAGGACUUCCCGCCUGACUAGGAGGGGGAAAUGCAGAAGCGGGUGUUCCUGCAUGCAAGUGUAGCAUGCCCCUCCCUCGGGCCUUCAUAUACUUGCGCAGUCUGCUGCGCAGACUCGCCAGUGUGCUUUGGUUCCCGCUGAGGCUGGUAAGACAAUUUUGUUUUUGGUGCAGAUCCUAUCGACGACUGGACGGUUGUAUUGGGAUCAUGGGAGCGAGUAGUUGCGACGCCUCCGGGCACAAGACCGACGGGGUGGCCCGGGUGAAGGCGGUCUUCCUAGGAGACGAGGCGAAGAGCAAGGAGGAACGAAGACUGGUGCAGAAGUUGGACUGGGUCAUCUUGACAUAUUGCUGCCUCAGCUCCUUCUUCAACUAUCUCGACCGGUCCGCCUUUGCGAACGCCUAUGUUGCUGGCCUCAGAGAAGACCUUGACCUGCAUGGCGCCGACUACAACAUCGUCCUCUCCAUGUUCACGGCCGGCUCCGUCAUUGGCCAGAUCCCCCACGGGAUCAUUAUCCAGAAGUUCCCACCCCGGAUAUGGCUGCCCUCCAUGGUCGUCGUCUGGUCUGCCCUGACCAUGGCGUGCGCCGCCUGCAAGACGUACGAGCAGCUCUGCGUCGUGCGCUUCUUCCAGGGCUUCGCGGAGGCCAGCACGUACUGCGGCACCAUCUACAUCAUCGGGUCGUGGUACAAGCCCCGCGAGAUCGCCAAGCGCACCGCCAUCUUCACGGCCUCGGGCCAGGCGGGCACCAUGUUCGCCGGCAUCAUGAUGACGGCCAUCUACAAGGGGAUGCAGAACAACGGCGGCCUGAAGGGGUGGCAGUGGCUCUUUCUGAUAAACGGCAUCAUCACGCUCCCCAUCGCGGCCGUGGGCUUCUUCUUCUUCCCCGACACCCCCGAGACGACGCAGGCCAGGUGGCUCAGCGCCGAGGAGCGCGAGCUGGCGCUGCAGCGGCUCCCGCCCAAGAGCAAGGACGGGCACAACAUCGACCCCUGGCCGCUGGCGAGGCGCGUCUUUGCCAACCCGGCGCUGUACAUCCUGUGCCUGUGGGCCGUCAUCACGGGCGCGCUCGAGGCGUACGUGGUGCAGAGCCUGUUCCUGCUGUGGAUGAAGUUCCACUCGGACUCGUUCACGCAGGCGCAGAUAAACACGUACCCGCUCGGCGUGCAGGCCGUGGGCAUCGUCUCCAACUUCCUGGCCGCCGUGCACGUCGAUGCCACGGGCAAGAGGGUGCCCAUGGGUGUCCUGGCCUGCCUGCUGCAGCUGACCGCGGCUGUCAUGUUGAUGGUCCCGACGCUGCCUUUCGCAGGCACAUUCUUCGCAUACUACCUCUCUGGCACGAGUUAUAUGGUGAACCCAGUGUCGUAUGGCUGGGCGAGCAUCAUCACCCAGCGGGGCGGGGAUGACGCCGUAAGGUCUGUUAUCUUGUACGCAAUGAACGCGUGUUCCACCUGCUUGUACACGUUCUGGGGAAUCGCACUGUAUCCAGCCUCGGAUGCACCAUACUGGAAAAAGGGAAAUAUUGCCAUGAUAAUCGUGGUGGCGGUGAUGCUGGGCGGCCUCUUCGCAGUCAACUGGCUGGACAAACACACGCUGCGAAAGUUCCCCUACGGCGACACGGCCCUGAGAGAUAUUGUAGGUGUGGGCGACAGCGACGUGGUGGUUGUUCCACAUGCGGACGUCGAAAGUGAGAGUGACCAGGAGAAAGGGGUAAAAGACAAGUGCUGAGGCGGUCUGCCUCAGCCAAUACCUAGAUGAAUUUGAGUUAGAUGCACAACUUUGAGGAUCAUUGCACGGCCUGGCGGUCGACAGAACCGCCAUCAGCAGUUUUGUGUGGUUUAUAUUUCUCUUGCGUGGGUUGAGAGGUGAAGUGUGGGAUUCGUGAAAGCGAGCCUUGGCAACGAAGGCGAGAUGCUUGGACGUUGAGCUGCGGGAGUGGGGACCGAGUCGAUGGAGCUGACGGGCCAUUCCCGUGGCAUACUCGAGGAUGGCUUGAUAGGACGCCACAUGUACACUAGAUAAUUUUAGUA